CCCAAAAAAAAGACUGCAUUGGGGUGCAGAGAGGCACCGCUUCCCGAGAGUACGCGCAAAUAUCGCGGUACCGUGAGGUCGAAAGCAAAGGAGAUUAUCCCAGAGAAGAGCGAGCGAGGGGCUGGAAACGGAGCACCAAUCCCGGAUGGCUAGGCGCGGCUGCUCGCGCUCUCUUCCACCCUGACCGGGAGAGACACACACACACACAAGGACCGCGGGGAAGCUCCGGGUGCUUCACGUGAAACCCUAACCGGAGCCUGUUAACCCGCCUCCACCCGGCUCACUGACGUUUUAUAUCUCGGCCUGUUUCCGCCGAAACGGGGAUCUUGUGUGGCGCACGGGACCGAGCGUAAACAAACAAGGCAGCCUGCUCUCGGGGUGAGAGAGUGUUCAAGCAAGCGACCUCUGAAGGGUGUGAGUCUGCGUUGGUACUUGCGAUUCUCUUUUAGCCCCAUUAAGGAUCCAUCAGCUGUACUGUAAGCGUGCGUGUGUGUGUGCGCGCGUACACACACACACACUCAUCCUUGUGUACACACACACAUCCCAGGAGCCAUGCCUGUGUUCAGUGGCCUGUUGAAGGUGCGAGUGUGUGAGGCAGUGGACCUGAAGCCCACCCCAUGGGCCCUGCGUCACGCCGUAGGGAAGAGCGGCUCCUUCCUGCUGGACCCCUACCUGGCCCUGAAUCUGGACCAGACCCGGCUCGGACAGACCGCCACCAGGACAAAGACCAACAGCCCCGCCUGGCACCAGGAGUUCUGCACCGAGGUCCGCGAGGGAAGGAGCCUGGAGCUGUCCGUUUUCCACGACGCGCCCAUCGGAUACGACGACUUCGUGGCCAACUGCACCAUCCAGCUGGAGGACCUGCUGCAGAACGGAACCAGGCACUAUGAGGACUGGAUUGACUUGGAGCCGGAGGGGAAGGUGUAUGUGGUCAUUGAUCUGUCCGGAUCUUCCACUGAAGCCACAAGUACCAACGAGAAUGAGGAGCGAGUGUUUCGAGAGAGGAUCGGUCCUCGCCGGCGACAGGGCGCCGUCCGAAGACGUGUCCAUCAAGUCAAUGGACACAAGUUCAUGGCCACCUACCUGCGACAACCAACCUACUGUUCACAUUGCAGAGAUUUUAUCUGGGGCGUGCUGGGAAAGCAGGGAUACCAGUGUCAGGUGUGUACGUGUGUCGUCCACAAGCGCUGCCAUGAGCUCAUCAUCACCAAGUGUGCCGGGAUGAAGAAGCAGGAGGACACACCUGAUGAGGUGGGUUCACAGCGGUUCAGUGUUAACAUGCCCCAUAAGUUCAGCAUCCACAACUACAAGGUCCCCACCUUCUGUGACCACUGUGGCUCCCUGCUGUGGGGCCUCAUGAGGCAGGGCCUGCAAUGCAAAGUGUGUAAGAUGAAUGUGCACAGACGGUGUGAGACUAAUGUAGCUCCUAACUGUGGUGUGGACGCCCGAGGAAUCGCUAAGGUCCUGUCUGACCUCGGAGUCACACCCGAUAAGAUCUCCAACACCGCACAGCGCAGGAGGAAGUUGACUCCAGGGCAGGACCCUCCCCAGUCUCCUCCUGAGCUCUCCCAGACGGAGGAGAACAGCUUCAGCCAGCCAGCUGUCCCCACCUCCCCCUCGCAGCAGGACUUGGCAGGGUUAGAUCGCCUGCAGGACGUGCUGUCACUCGACCAGCAGGGACCCCAGCACACCUCCUCCUCCUCCUUUUCCUCCUCCUCCACCACCUCCUCUUCCUCCACGUCCUCCUCCACAGCAGGCAGGGAGAACGGACAGAUCCAGAGGAGGAGCCUCAAGGACUUCAAUUUUAUCAAGGUUCUCGGCAAAGGCAGCUUCGGCAAGGUAAUGCUGGCAGAGCUGAAGGGCACGGAGGAGGUUUACGCUGUCAAAGUUUUGAAGAAGGACGUGAUCCUGCAGGACGACGAUGUGGACUGCACCAUGACCGAAAAGCGCAUCCUGGCCCUCGCCCGCCGACACCCCUACCUCACCCAGCUCUACUGCUGCUUCCAGACACGGGGAUCUGAAGCUGGAUAACAUCCUGCUGGAUGCAGAGGGACACUGUAAGCUUGCUGACUUCGGCAUGUGCAAAGAGGGAAUCAUGAACGGAGUGACCACCACAACCUUCUGUGGCACACCUGACUACAUCGCCCCUGAGAUCCUGCAGGAGCUGGAGUACGGAGCCUCUGUGGACUGGUGGGCCCUGGGGGUGCUGAUGUAUGAGAUGAUGGCCGGACAGCCUCCGUUCGAAGCCGAUAACGAAGACGACUUGUUCGAGUCGAUUCUCCAUGACGAUGUCCUCUAUCCCGUGUGGCUCAGCAAAGAAGCUGUUUCUAUCCUUAGAGCGUUCAUGACCAAGAACCCGGCCAAGCGUCUGGGCUGCGUGGUGAGCCAGGGCUGCGAGGAGGCCAUCAAGACCCAUGCCUUCUUCAGAGAGAUCGACUGGGUCCUGCUGGAGCAGCGAAAAGUCAAACCACCCUUUAAACCCCGGAUUAAGACCAAGCGAGAUGUGAAUAACUUUGACCAGGACUUCACCAAGGAGGACCCUGUGUUGACGCCCACGGACGAGGCCAUCAUCCGACAGAUCAACCAGGAGGAGUUCAAAGACUUCUCCUACUGCGCUCCCGAGGAGACGCAGACCUAACAUACACACACACACACACACACACGCACAUGCACACUGAUCCAACACUUAACCUGGCACGCACGUUCGCACACACACUGCUGACCAUAAAUCCCUUUACAAAACACACACACACGGUCACUCCUUUACUUUGAAGCUAUUGGUUGUUGUUACUUUUGGAAUAUUCUUUACUUGCAUUGUGUUGUUCUUGUUGCCUGGGUUUAUUAUGAAUAUAAAUAUGACUAUGACUAUGACUAUGA
Morone saxatilis (striped sea-bass) is the source of this 2877-nucleotide messenger RNA. It is a transcript of the gene prkcea, whose product is annotated as protein kinase C, epsilon a. The record is from RefSeq and is a predicted model, not a curated record. NCBI's taxonomy places the organism in Eukaryota, Metazoa, Chordata, Actinopteri, Moronidae. Gene Ontology annotation, biological process: protein phosphorylation. Gene Ontology annotation, molecular function: diacylglycerol-dependent serine/threonine kinase activity; ATP binding.